CCAAUAAAAACAGGACAGCAGAACACACAUACCAAAGUCAGUACUGAGCACAACAAGGAAUGUCUAAUCAAUAUUUCCAAAUACAAGUUUUCUUUGGUUAUAAGCGGCCUCACUACUAUCUUAAAGAAUGUUAACAAUAUGAGAAUAUUUGGAGAAGCUGCUGAAAAAAAUUUAUAUCUCUCUCAGUUGAUUAUUUUGGAUACACUGGAAAAAUGCCUUGCUGGGCAACCAAAGGACACAAUGAGAUUAGAUGAAACGAUGCUGGUCAAACAGUUGCUGCCAGAAAUCUGCCAUUUUCUUCACACCUGUCGUGAAGGAAACCAGCAUGCAGCUGAACUUCGGAAUUCUGCCUCUGGGGUUUUAUUUUCUCUCAGCUGCAACAACUUCAAUGCAGUCUUUAGUCGCAUUUCUACCAGGUUACAGGAAUUAACUGUUUGUUCAGAAGACAAUGUUGAUGUUCAUGAUAUAGAAUUGUUACAGUAUAUCAAUGUGGAUUGUGCAAAAUUAAAACGACUCCUGAAGGAAACAGCAUUUAAAUUUAAAGCCCUAAAGAAGGUUGCACAGUUAGCAGUUAUAAAUAGCCUGGAAAAGGCAUUUUGGAACUGGGUAGAAAAUUAUCCAGAUGAAUUUACAAAACUCUACCAGAUCCCACAGACUGAUAUGGCUGAAUGUGCAGAAAAGCUGUUUGACUUGGUGGAUGGUUUUGCUGAAAGCACCAAACGUAAAGCAGCAGUUUGGCCACUGCAAAUCAUUCUCCUUAUCUUGUGUCCAGAAAUAAUCCAGGAUAUAUCCAAGGAUGUGGUUGAUGAAAACAACAUGAAUAAGAAGUUAUUUCUGGACAGUCUACGCAAAGCUCUUGCUGGCCAUGGAGGAAGUAGGCAGCUGACAGAAAGUGCUGCAAUUGCCUGUGUCAAACUGUGUAAAGCAAGUACUUACAUCAAUUGGGAAGAUAACUCUGUCAUUUUCCUACUUGUUCAGUCCAUGGUGGUUGAUCUUAAGAACCUGCUUUUUAAUCCAAGUAAGCCAUUCUCAAGAGGCAGUCAGCCUGCAGAUGUGGAUCUAAUGAUUGACUGCCUUGUUUCUUGCUUUCGUAUAAGUCCUCACAACAACCAACACUUUAAGAUCUGCCUGGCUCAGAACUCGCCUUCUACAUUUCACUACGUGCUGGUAAAUUCACUGCAUCGAAUCAUCACCAAUUCGGCAUUGGAUUGGUGGCCUAAGAUUGAUGCUGUGUAUUGUCACUCGGUUGAACUUCGAAAUAUGUUUGGUGAAACACUUCAUAAAGCAGUGCAAGGUUGUGGAGCACACCCAGCAAUACGAAUGGCACAGACUCUUACAUUUAAAGAAAAAGUAACAAGCCUGAAAUUUAAAGAAAAACCUACAGACCUGGAGACAAGAAGCUAUAAGUAUCUUCUUUUGUCCAUGGUGAAACUAAUUCAUGCAGAUCCAAAGCUCUUGCUUUGUAAUCCAAGAAAACAGGGGCCCGAAACCCAAGGCAGUACAGCGGAGUUAAUUACAGGGCUCGUCCAACUGGUCCCUCAGUCACACAUGCCAGAGAUUGCGCAGGAAGCAAUGGAGGCUCUGCUGGUUCUUCAUCAGUUAGAUAGCAUUGAUUUGUGGAAUCCUGAUGCUCCUGUAGAAACAUUUUGGGAGAUUAGCUCACAAAUGCUUUUUUACAUCUGCAAGAAAUUAACUAGUCAUCAAAUGCUUAGUAGCACAGAAAUUCUCAAGUGGUUGCGGGAAAUUUUGAUCUGCAGGAAUAAAUUUCUUCUUAAAAAUAAGCAGGCAGAUAGAAGUUCCUGUCACUUUCUCCUUUUUUAUGGGGUAGGAUGUGAUAUUCCUUCUAGUGGAAAUACCAGUCAAAUGUCCAUGGAUCAUGAAGAAUUACUACGUACUCCUGGAGCCUCUCUCCGGAAGGGAAAAGGGAACUCCUCUAUGGAUAGUGCAGCAGGAUGCAGCGGAACCCCCCCGAUUUGCCGACAAGCCCAGACCAAACUAGAAGUGGCCCUGUACAUGUUUCUGUGGAACCCUGACACUGAAGCUGUUCUGGUUGCCAUGUCCUGUUUCCGCCACCUCUGUGAGGAAGCAGAUAUCCGGUGUGGGGUGGAUGAAGUGUCAGUGCAUAACCUCUUGCCCAACUAUAACACAUUCAUGGAGUUUGCCUCUGUCAGCAAUAUGAUGUCAACAGGAAGAGCAGCACUUCAGAAAAGAGUGAUGGCACUGCUGAGGCGCAUUGAGCAUCCCACUGCAGGAAACACUGAGGCUUGGGAAGAUACACAUGCAAAAUGGGAACAAGCAACAAAACUAAUCCUUAACUAUCCAAAAGCCAAAAUGGAAGAUGGCCAGGCUGCUGAAAGCCUUCACAAGACCAUUGUUAAGAGGCGAAUGUCCCAUGUGAGUGGAGGAGGAUCCAUAGAUUUGUCUGACACAGACUCCCUACAGGAAUGGAUCAACAUGACUGGCUUCCUUUGUGCCCUUGGGGGAGUGUGCCUCCAGCAGAGAAGCAAUUCUGGCCUGGCAACCUAUAGCCCACCCAUGGGUCCAGUCAAUGAACGUAAGGGUUCCAUGAUUUCAGUGAUGUCCUCAGAGGGAAACGCCGAUACACCUGUCAGCAAAUUUAUGGAUCGGCUCUUGUCCUUAAUGGUGUGUAACCAUGAGAAAGUGGGACUUCAAAUACGGACCAAUGUUAAGGAUCUGGUGGGUCUAGAAUUGAGUCCUGCUCUGUAUCCAAUGCUAUUUAACAAAUUGAAGAAUACCAUCAGCAAGUUUUUUGACUCCCAAGGACAGGUUUUAUUGACUGAUACCAAUACUCAAUUUGUAGAACAAACCAUAGCUAUAAUGAAGAACUUGCUAGAUAAUCAUACCGAAGGCAGCUCUGAACAUCUGGGGCAAGCUAGCAUUGAAACAAUGAUGUUAAAUCUGGUCAGGUAUGUUCGUGUGCUUGGGAAUAUGGUCCAUGCGAUUCAAAUAAAAACGAAACUGUGUCAAUUAGUUGAAGUAAUGAUGGCAAGGAGAGAUGACCUCUCAUUUUGCCAAGAGAUGAAAUUUAGGAAUAAGAUGGUAGAAUACCUGACAGACUGGGUUAUGGGAACAUCAAACCAAGCAGCGGAUGAUGAUGUAAAAUGUCUUACAAGAGAUUUGGACCAGGCAAGCAUGGAAGCAGUAGUUUCACUUCUAGCUGGUCUCCCUCUGCAGCCUGAAGAAGGAGAUGGUGUGGAAUUGAUGGAAGCCAAAUCACAGUUAUUUCUUAAAUACUUCACAUUAUUUAUGAACCUUUUGAAUGACUGCAGUGAAGUUGAAGAUGAAAAUGCACAAACAGGUGGCAGGAAACGUGGCAUGUCUCGGAGGCUGGCAUCACUGAGGCACUGUACAGUCCUUGCAAUGUCAAACUUACUCAAUGCCAACGUAGACAGUGGUCUCAUGCACUCCAUAGGCUUAGGUUACCACAAGGAUCUCCAGACAAGAGCUACAUUUAUGGAAGUUCUGACAAAAAUCCUUCAACAAGGCACAGAAUUUGACACACUUGCAGAAACGGUAUUGGCUGAUCGGUUUGAGAGAUUGGUGGAACUGGUCACAAUGAUGGGUGAUCAAGGAGAACUCCCUAUAGCGAUGGCUCUGGCCAAUGUGGUUCCUUGUUCUCAGUGGGAUGAACUAGCUCGAGUUCUGGUUACUCUGUUUGAUUCUCGGCAUUUACUCUACCAACUGCUCUGGAACAUGUUUUCUAAAGAAGUAGAAUUGGCAGACUCCAUGCAGACUCUUUUCCGAGGCAACAGCUUGGCCAGUAAAAUAAUGACGUUCUGUUUCAAGGUAUAUGGUGCUACCUAUCUACAGAAACUUCUGGAUCCUUUAUUACGAAUUGUGAUCACAUCCUCUGAUUGGCAACAUGUUAGCUUUGAAGUGGAUCCUACCAGGUUAGAACCAUCAGAGAGCCUUGAGGAAAACCAGCGGAACCUCCUUCAGAUGACUGAAAAGUUCUUCCAUGCCAUCAUCAGUUCCUCCUCAGAAUUCCCCCCUCAACUUCGAAGUGUGUGCCACUGUUUAUACCAGGUGGUUAGCCAGCGUUUCCCUCAGAACAGCAUCGGCGCAGUAGGAAGUGCCAUGUUCCUCAGAUUUAUCAAUCCUGCCAUUGUCUCACCGUAUGAAGCAGGGAUUUUAGAUAAAAAGCCACCACCUAGAAUCGAAAGGGGCUUGAAGUUAAUGUCAAAGAUACUUCAGAGUAUCGCCAAUCAUGUUCUCUUCACAAAAGAAGAACAUAUGCGGCCUUUCAAUGAUUUUGUGAAAACCAACUUUGAUGCAGCACGAAGGUUUUUUCUUGAUAUAGCAUCUGAUUGUCCUACAAGUGAUGCAGUAAAUCAUAGUCUUUCCUUCAUCAGUGACGGCAAUGUGCUUGCUUUACAUCGUCUACUGUGGAACAAUCAGGAGAAAAUUGGCCAGUAUCUUUCCAGCAACAGGGAUCAUAAAGCUGUUGGAAGACGACCUUUUGAUAAGAUGGCAACACUUCUUGCGUACCUGGGUCCUCCAGAGCACAAACCUGUGGCAGAUACACACUGGUCCAGCCUUAACCUUACCAGUUCAAAGUUUGAGGAAUUUAUGACUAGGCAUCAGGUACAUGAAAAAGAAGAAUUCAAGGCUUUGAAAACGUUAAGUAUUUUCUACCAAGCUGGGACUUCCAAAUCUGGGAAUCCUAUUUUUUAUUAUGUUGCACGGAGGUUCAAAACUGGUCAAAUCAAUGGUGAUUUGCUGAUAUACCAUGUCUUACUGACUUUAAAGCCAUAUUAUGCAAAGCCAUAUGAAAUUGUAGUGGACCUUACCCAUACCGGGCCUAGCAAUCGCUUUAAAACAGACUUUCUUUCUAAGUGGUUUGUUGUUUUUCCUGGCUUUGCUUACGACAACGUCUCCGCAGUCUAUAUCUAUAAUUGUAACUCCUGGGUCAGGGAGUACACCAAGUAUCAUGAGCGGCUGCUAACUGGCCUCAAAGGUAGCAAAAGGCUUGUUUUCAUAGACUGUCCUGGGAAACUGGCUGAGCACAUAGAGCACGAACAACAGAAACUACCUGCUGCCACUUUGGCUUUAGAAGAGGACCUGAAGGUAUUCCACAAUGCUCUCAAGCUAGCUCACAAAGAUACCAAAGUUUCUAUUAAAGUUGGUUCUACUGCUGUCCAAGUAACCUCAGCAGAGCGAACAAAAGUCCUAGGACAAUCAGUCUUUUUAAAUGACAUCUAUUAUGCUUCAGAAAUUGAAGAAAUCUGCCUAGUAGAUGAGAACCAGUUCACCUUAACCAUUGCAAACCAGGGCACGCCGCUCACCUUCAUGCACCAGGAGUGUGAAGCCAUUGUCCAGUCUAUCAUUCAUAUCCGGACCCGCUGGGAGCUGUCACAGCCCGACUCUAUCCCCCAACACACCAAGAUUCGGCCAAAAGAUGUCCCUGGGACACUGCUCAAUAUCGCAUUACUUAAUUUAGGCAGUUCUGACCCGAGUUUACGGUCAGCUGCCUAUAAUCUUCUGUGUGCCUUAACUUGUACCUUUAAUUUAAAAAUCGAGGGCCAGUUACUAGAGACAUCAGGUUUAUGUAUCCCUGCCAACAACACCCUCUUUAUUGUCUCUAUUAGUAAGACACUGGCAGCCAAUGAGCCACACCUCACGUUAGAAUUUUUGGAAGAGUGUAUUUCUGGAUUUAGCAAAUCUAGUAUUGAAUUGAAACAUCUUUGUUUGGAAUAUAUGACUCCAUGGCUGUCAAAUCUAGUUCGUUUUUGCAAGCAUAAUGAUGAUGCCAAACGACAAAGAGUUACUGCUAUUCUUGACAAGCUGAUAACAAUGACCAUCAAUGAAAAACAGAUGUACCCAUCUAUUCAAGCAAAAAUAUGGGGAAGCCUUGGGCAGAUUACAGAUCUGCUUGAUGUUGUACUAGACAGUUUCAUCAAAACCAGUGCAACAGGUGGCUUGGGAUCAAUAAAAGCUGAGGUGAUGGCAGAUACUGCUGUAGCUUUGGCUUCUGGAAAUGUGAAAUUGGUUUCAAGCAAGGUUAUUGGAAGGAUGUGCAAAAUAAUUGACAAGACAUGCUUAUCUCCAACUCCUACUUUAGAACAACAUCUUAUGUGGGAUGAUAUUGCUAUUUUAGCACGCUACAUGCUGAUGCUGUCCUUCAACAAUUCCCUUGAUGUGGCAGCUCAUCUUCCCUACCUCUUCCACGUUGUUACUUUCUUAGUAGCCACAGGUCCGCUCUCCCUUAGAGCUUCCACACAUGGACUGGUCAUUAAUAUCAUUCACUCUCUGUGUACUUGUUCACAGCUUCAUUUUAGUGAAGAGACCAAGCAAGUUUUGAGGCUCAGUCUGACAGAAUUCUCAUUACCCAAAUUUUACUUGCUGUUUGGCAUUAGCAAAGUCAAGUCAGCUGCUGUCAUUGCCUUCCGUUCCAGUUACCGGGACAGGUCAUUCUCUCCUGGCUCCUAUGAGAGAGAGACUUUUGCUUUGACAUCCUUGGAAACAGUCACAGAAGCUUUGUUGGAGAUCAUGGAGGCAUGCAUGAGAGAUAUUCCAACAUGCAAGUGGCUGGACCAGUGGACAGAACUAGCUCAAAGAUUUGCAUUCCAAUAUAAUCCAUCCCUGCAACCAAGAGCUCUUGUUGUCUUUGGGUGUAUUAGCAAACGAGUGUCUCAUGGGCAGAUAAAGCAGAUUAUCCGUAUUCUUAGCAAGGCACUUGAGAGUUGCUUAAAAGGACCUGAUACUUACAACAGUCAAGUUCUGAUAGAAGCUACAGUAAUAGCGUUAACCAAAUUACAGCCACUUCUUAAUAAGGACUCACCUCUGCACAAAGCCCUCUUUUGGGUAGCUGUGGCUGUGCUGCAGCUUGAUGAAGUCAACUUGUAUUCAGCAGGCACCGCACUUCUUGAACAAAACCUGCAUACUUUAGAUAGUCUCCGUAUAUUCAAUGACAAGAGUCCAGAGGAAGUAUUUAUGGCAAUCCGGAAUCCUCUGGAGUGGCACUGCAAGCAAAUGGAUCAUUUUGUUGGACUCAAUUUCAACUCUAACUUUAACUUUGCAUUGGUUGGACACCUUUUAAAAGGGUACAGGCAUCCUUCACCUGCCAUUGUUGCAAGAACAGUCAGAAUUUUACAUACACUACUAACUCUGGUUAACAAACACAGAAAUUGUGACAAAUUUGAAGUGAAUACACAGAGCGUGGCCUACUUAGCAGCUUUACUUACAGUGUCUGAAGAAGUUCGAAGUCGCUGCAGCCUAAAACAUAGAAAGUCACUUCUUCUUACUGAUAUUUCAAUGGAAAAUGUUCCUAUGGAUACAUAUCCCAUUCAUCAUGGUGAUCCUACCUAUAGGACACUAAAGGAGACUCAGCCAUGGUCCUCUCCCAAAGGUUCUGAAGGAUACCUUGCAGCCACCUAUCCAACUGUCGGCCAGACCAGUCCCCGAGCCAGGAAAUCCAUGAGCUUGGACAUGGGGCAGCCUUCUCAGGCCAACACUAAGAAGUUGCUUGGAACAAGGAAAAGUUUUGAUCACCUGAUAUCAGACACAAAGGCUCCUAAAAGGCAAGAAAUGGAAUCAGGGAUCACAACACCCCCCAAAAUGAGGAGAGUAGCAGAAACUGAUUAUGAAAUGGAAACUCAGAGGAUUUCCUCAUCACAACAGCACCCACAUUUACGUAAGGUUUCGGUGUCUGAAUCAAAUGUUCUCUUGGAUGAAGAAGUACUUACUGAUCCAAAAAUCCAGGCGCUGCUUCUUACUGUUCUAGCUACACUGGUAAAAUAUACCACAGAUGAGUUUGAUCAACGAAUUCUUUAUGAAUACUUAGCAGAGGCCAGUGUUGUGUUUCCCAAAGUAUUUCCUGUUGUGCAUAAUUUGUUGGACUCUAAGAUCAACACCCUGUUAUCACUGUGCCAAGAUCCAAAUCUGUUAAAUCCAAUCCAUGGAAUUGUGCAGAGUGUGGUGUACCAUGAAGAAUCCCCACCACAAUACCAAACAUCUUACCUGCAAAGUUUUGGUUUUAAUGGCUUGUGGCGGUUUGCAGGACCCUUUUCAAAGCAAACACAAAUUCCAGACUAUGCUGAGCUUAUUGUUAAGUUUCUUGAUGCCUUGAUUGACACGUACCUGCCCGGAAUUGAUGAAGAAACCAGUGAGGAAUCCCUCCUGACACCCACAUCUCCUUACCCUCCUGCACUGCAGAGCCAGCUUAGUAUCACUGCCAACCUUAACCUCUCUAAUUCCAUGACCUCACUUGCAACUUCCCAGCAUUCCCCAGGAAUCGACAAGGAGAACGUUGAACUCUCCCCUACCACUGGCCACUGUAACAGUGGACGAACUCGCCACGGAUCCGCAAGCCAAGUGCAGAAGCAAAGAAGUGCUGGCAGUUUCAAACCACUGCUCAGCACGCAGGCAUGUGAGGGGGCUGGGCUGAAACGAGACUGCAGCAAAUGGAGAGACAGACCACAGUCCUGAGUUGGAAAGCUGAAUUUUGUUGAAUGCCAGAUCUUCCAAAAUAAAUGAACUGGUUUAAUACAAUUCUGAUCAAGAUGCCAACAAGAAGAGAGUGUAUCCAGACAAAAUGAUCUUUGGAAAAUAUUCUUCACCUUGUGGAAUAAACAGGAAAGCAUGGCUAACAACGGGUAGUCGAAAACUUUCCUUACUAGAUAGUAAAACAAAUUUUUAAAUGCUUAAAUACUAAUGGUAAUUAGAGUAUAUAGAGUGGAACAGGCUAGAAGGUCCAGAUUAUGCUUUGAUUUUUUUAUUUAAAAAGAAAAGCAUGAGUAAUUCCAAAAGUGUAUUGGCUUCAAAGCCACAAAAGCUUAUUUCUCACCUCUGCUACAUGUCCAUCACCUGUUAUCAGGAGGCUCUGCUCACCCUGAUUUCCUGGGACUCCAGACUGAGUGAUCAGCCAUAUCUGAUCACUCACUCACUUGAUCUACAGAUUGCCAGCCAUCAUGCCAGAGGGAAGGAGCUCAGGCUACACUGUCCAGCCACUGUGAUGAUGGAAAUGUUCUGCUGGAAGCUGAAACAGAGGGGUUCCAUUUUCAUUUGUCACAUUAGCAAAGAUAUACUUAAUAUUGGUGCAAGUCCAGAGUGUGGUGCAAUGAGUUCUUCCUGCACUUGGCCUCAUCUUUCUGUAUUACCAGUUCCAUAUCUGCACUGUCCAGGACAGUGGCCACUAGCCACAUGUGGCCACUGAACACCUGAAAUGUGGUUAGUGAGAAUGGGGAACUAAACUUUUAUAUUAAUUAAAUGUGAAUAGUUAACAUUUGGCUACUGACUGCUAGACUGGACAGAGCAGCAUCUGGAAGCUCUUGCAUCAGCAAUUAAAGGCUUGAGGCCAGAUGUACAGUCACUUCUCACAGUCACUGCCAGAACUUGACACACGGCUUCACAAAGUCACAAGGGUCAAAAAUCAGCAUCUUCCUCUGUCCAAAAGGAAAAGAGCUGGAAACGUUGGCCAAGAACAUUAAUGACUCCUACAACUGGGAAGGACUUUGUAAGCUUAAAAGCAGUGUAAGUGCUGGGUGCAGUGGCUCAUGCCUGUAAUCCUAGCACUUUAGGAGACCGAGGCGGGUGGAUUGCCUUAGCUCAGGAGUUCAAGACCAGCCUGGGCAAUAUGGGCCUGUC
Messenger RNA from Piliocolobus tephrosceles (Ugandan red Colobus), 9606 nucleotides. RefSeq names its product neurofibromin 1 (gene NF1). The coding region runs from base 139 to 8448 and encodes 2769 amino acids. Lineage: Eukaryota; Metazoa; Chordata; Mammalia; Primates; Cercopithecidae. The transcript is spliced from 57 exons. The record is from RefSeq and is a predicted model, not a curated record. Gene Ontology annotation, biological process: regulation of GTPase activity.